AUGAAAGCACGCACCCAGCCCCAAGGCAGGGGGCUGCAGGAGCGAGGCGGUACAGGAACUGGCUGCGCUAGCCUGAGGGUCCCCAGGAAGUGCCUGGCCACGCGCUGUGAGCGAGACCAAGGUGCCAAGGGGGCAGAGGCGUGGUGGUGCCGGCAGAAGGGAGGCCAGCGGACGCCGGCGCGGGCGGCCGAUGGGGGGCGCCGUCGCGAGAGGAGCAUCGCGGCGCUGUCGCUGCUACUCCGGAAUGGAGCCCCGGUGCAGGCCGCCGGCCCGCAGGCAGGGCCCCCCGGGCCCCGGGGCGGCUGGCCUUCCAGUGCUGCUGCUGCUGCUGCUGCUGCUGGUGUCGCCGAGGCCGACGGUGUUACCUGUCCCUCAGACGAGCCUCGCCUCCCUCACCAGGCCCCCACUGACCCGUCGCAGCGCACGACCCUCCAGACCCAGACCGUGUCUGUUUCUAACGGUGACAUCAGCUUUCUCACCUGCGGCUCCUCGCAUGAGCAGGACCCCACCCUCAGGGACCCAGACGCCGUGGCUCGGCGGUGGCCAUGGAUGGUCAGCGUGCAGGCCAAUGGCACACAUGUCUGCGCAGGCACCCUCAUUUCCUCCCGGUGGGUGCUGACGGCGGCCCACUGCCUGAUCCAGCAUAACUUUACCUAUUCCGUGCGGGUGGGGAGCCCAAGGAUUGACCAGGUAUCUCCGACUACCUCUGACGUCCCGGCAUACCAGGUUAUCUUGAACAAACGGUACCGGUCCCAUCGGUACUGGUCCUGGGUGGGCCGGGCCCAUGACAUUGCCCUCCUCAAGCUCGUGUGGCCACUCAAGUACAACAAGUAUGUCUGGCCCAUCUGCCUGCCCGGCUUGGACUACGAGGUGAAGGACGGCUCCCUCUGCACUGUAACAGGCUGGGGACUCCCCAGGUUUGACGGCGUGUGGCCCCAGUUCCGGACCAUUCAGGAGAAGGGAGUCACCAUCCUGAGCAGCAAGGAAUGUGACAAGUUAUACCACAGGAUCUCCAAAGUCCCCUCUCUGGUUCGGGUGGUGGACUCCCGGAUGGUCUGUGCGGAGGACUUGGACAGGGAGCACUUCUGCUACGAGAUAAGUGGUGAGCCCUUGGCCUGUUCUGUGGACACCACGUGGUACCUGGUGGGACUGGUGAGCUGGGGCCCAGGCUGCCGGAAGAGCGAGGCGCCGCCCAUCUACCUGCAGGUCACCUCCUACCAGCGCUGGAUCUGGGAACGCAUCAGUGGGCAGGCCCUGCCAGCCCCAUCCAGGGCCCUGCUCCUGGUGCUACCACUGCCCCUCAGCCUCCUUGCUGCCCUCUGACAGCCUCGUGCUGUCCCCCCGGGGGGCCAUCCUCACCCUCUGUGCCCAGAAUGCUGCAGGUGUAGCUCUCCUCACCCGGCAGGGCAGGGCAGAGAUGAGGUGCUCAAUUAAACGCUUCUCUUCCCCAA
This is a messenger RNA of Odobenus rosmarus divergens (Pacific walrus), 1451 nucleotides long. RefSeq names its product protease, serine, 50 (gene PRSS50). Gene Ontology annotation, molecular function: serine-type endopeptidase activity; threonine-type endopeptidase activity. The record is from RefSeq and is a predicted model, not a curated record. The coding region runs from base 1 to 1323 and encodes 440 amino acids. Lineage: Eukaryota; Metazoa; Chordata; Mammalia; Carnivora; Odobenidae. Gene Ontology annotation, biological process: proteolysis. The transcript is spliced from 7 exons. Gene Ontology annotation, cellular component: endoplasmic reticulum.